AUGUUGCCCACGCCAGAUACCUCACACGUCCCAUACGAGCGUGUCUACGAGCCCGCCGAAGACUCCUUCCUGCUCCUCGACACGCUCUCCUCCCCCAGCGAGUGCUCCUUCCUCACCACCCGCUUCGCCCACGCCGCGCCGCUCGUCGUCGAGGUCGGCACCGGCUCCGGCGUCGUCCUCGGCUUUGUCAACGCCCAGUGCGGCGCCAUAUUCGGCACCCCCGAGAUCCUCACCGCCGGCGUCGACCUGAACGCCUACGCCUGCCGCGCCACCGUCGCCACCGUGCGCAAGGCCGCCGCCGACGAGCACGCCCGCGGCGGGACCUAUCUCGGCUCCAACAUGGCCGACCUGGCCUCGUGCUUCCGCCCGGGCGCCGUCGACGUGCUCAUCUUCAACCCGCCGUACGUGCCCACGUCCGAGAUGCCCUCGCGGCCGGGGACGUUUGCGCAGGAGGUGCCGGCGGCGGCGGCGGCGGACCCGUCGUUUGACGACGACUCGUACCUGCUGGCGCUGUCGUACGCGGGCGGCGCGGACGGCAUGGAGACGACGGACAGGCUGCUGGAGGAGCUGGGGAGCGUGCUGUCGGCGCGCGGGUGCGCGUAUGUGCUGCUGUGCGCGCAGAACAAGCCGGACCUGGUCAAGGGUAGGGUGCCGGCGCUGCUCGGCGACGGGUGGAGGGCCGAGACGGUAGGGUCGAGCGGCAAAACGGCCGGUUGGGAGAAGCUUCAGGUCGUGCGGAUAUGGAAUGACGCAGCUUAG
Messenger RNA from Cordyceps fumosorosea ARSEF 2679, 759 nucleotides. RefSeq lists its product as hypothetical. Gene Ontology annotation, biological process: methylation. Gene Ontology annotation, cellular component: eRF1 methyltransferase complex. The record is from RefSeq and is a predicted model, not a curated record. Gene Ontology annotation, molecular function: S-adenosylmethionine-dependent methyltransferase activity; nucleic acid binding; protein methyltransferase activity. NCBI's taxonomy places the organism in Eukaryota, Fungi, Ascomycota, Sordariomycetes, Hypocreales, Cordycipitaceae. Bases 1 to 759 code for a protein of 252 amino acids. The transcript has a single exon.